ACGGGAUUGCGGCGGUCGAAACCUUUUUUUCUCUAUCCCUUCCUCUAGAACCUGAAACUAUAGAAGAAACUGAGCAGAAGAAGUAACUACGGGAGUUUACUUGCGAAGGCAUCGACUGGUAGAAAGAUGCAGAUGAUGAUGGAACUAAAACAUUAUUUGGUGACAAGGGGCUGUGCGAAGCAACCAUAGGUAAGGAUAAAGAUCUACUUGUGUUUGUCGAAGGAAGGACUUUUCUUUCUUCUACAUGAGGCCCGAUGAAGAUGUUUUAUUCACACACUUGGCUAUGAUGUGAUGGACCCGGAAGGCAAGAAGUUUGGAAGAGGACCUCGGGAGGUUACUGGUGCUAUCGAUCUUAUAAGUCAUUACAAACUACUGCUACACCACGAUUUCUUCUGCAGAAGGGUAUUGCCUCAGUCAAUUUCGGACACACAUUAUCUUCACAAUGUUGUCGGUGAUACUGAAAUUCGAAAAGGAGAUGGGAUGGAACUCGAUCAACUCUUUCAGAGCGCUUCAUACUUAAGGGAGACAUCUACUAUACAGCCAUUUGAUUUAGACACCCUCGGCCAGGCAUUUCAAUUACAAGAAACAGCUCCCAUUGAUUUGUCCUCUACAGAUAAGGGCAUUCCCACAAGUAGUGGAAAGUCAAAAGAAUCAAAGGAUAAAUCUAAAAGGCAUAAAAAACAUAAGGACAAGGAUAAGGAAAAGGACAAGGAGCAUAAGAAGCAUAGACAUCGCCACAAAGAUAAGAGCAAAGAUAAAGAUAAGGAAAAGAAAAAGGACAAGAGUGGGCAUCAUGAUUCUGGUGGCGACCACUCGAAGAAACAUCACGACAAGAAAAGGAAGCUUGAGGGUAGCGAGGAUAUUACGGACACUCACAAGCUCAAGAAAAGUAAGGUGGAAGAGAAAUUUUCCUCACGUUUGGGCACUUCUGCGUAAGAAUGCGAAGGAUGACGUUGGAGGAUAAAUUUUGUCCGCAGUCUUCUGCAUUUUGAUUCCUUUUUUUUUUUUCCUUAAAUCUUCCAUGGGAACUUCUGAGUUUUGCUUGAAGGAUCUCCUAUUUUGAAGUCAAAUUUAUGAGGUGAUGGAAAUUCUUUGGUUGGAGCAAUACAGGUUUCAAAAGGGCAAUAAGCUGUCAAAAAUGUAAGAUCUGUGGUUUCUUAAAUUAACUCCAUUGAUUUCAGUCACCAAUAAUUUGCUUGCAAGCAAUUGUUUAAAAAAAAAAAAAAUUUAAUUAUUUAAUGGGUUAGUUUUGUUAGCAUUGUAAGAGGAUAGGGAAAAAAUGAAGUAUUUUUAUU
Phalaenopsis equestris is the source of this 1295-nucleotide messenger RNA. RefSeq names its product mediator of RNA polymerase II transcription subunit 19a. The record is from RefSeq and is a predicted model, not a curated record. Gene Ontology annotation, molecular function: transcription factor binding; transcription coregulator activity. Bases 292 to 936 code for a protein of 214 amino acids. The transcript has 8 exons. NCBI's taxonomy places the organism in Eukaryota, Viridiplantae, Streptophyta, Magnoliopsida, Asparagales, Orchidaceae. Gene Ontology annotation, cellular component: mediator complex. Gene Ontology annotation, biological process: positive regulation of transcription by RNA polymerase II.